ACAGUCACGACCAAACGCUUUAUGAUAAUUCUAAACGCAUGCCAAGCACUUUACGGCGACUGCAACCCCUUCUCUCCAUCGACAAGCGGAAAAACACCUGCAACUCCUCCAAACCCUAAUCCUAAAAUUAAAUCACGCCGAACCAAUUUUACUUCAGAAAUAAGCACAACCAUCUGCAAUUCCCCUUCCUUCACACCUAAAAGAAGGAAAAAAAACCCUGUAACUAAUCCGCAGCAAACCCAAUUCCCUCCGGAUCUUAUAGAGGUAAUUCUUUUAAGACUUGGCGUCAAAUCUCUGCUUCGAUUCAAAUGUCUAUCCAAGCAGUGGUUUUUUCUACUUUCCAAUCAACAAUUCAUCACAAGACACCUCAAAAUCCAGACUUCUAUUUGCACCCACCAGGAAUUUAUCGUACAGAGCAGUAAUGAUUCAGACUUUGCCAUAGGCACUCGAAAUGCUAAUGCUGAUAAGAUUCUCUUUCUACUAUUGGAAACCAAUUACCUCCAGGUACAGCCUUCAGAGAAAAUUGCGAGCUUCUUAGGUCAUUGCAAUGGCCUCGUGUCUGCGCACUUAUUUUGCAAGGAAACUGACCGGAGCAGCAUCGUUGUUUGGAACCCGUCAACCAAGGAACAGAGGAGAUUUCCGAUACCACAAUGUCGUCAGAAGAAUUUUGAACGAUUUGGGUUCGGAUAUGACUCUAUCAGUGAUGAUUACAAACUCGUAGUAGCCACAAGUGCAUUGUCAGGAAGGAAGCUUGAUAAGGUCCAGUGCUUGAGCCUGAAGACGGGUUUAUGGAAAACUACUCAACCCGAUGCAGGGUACCUGUUUGAUUUAUCAGGAGCAGCUACAGAGUCAAAACAUGUCAAUGGCCGCAUCUACUGGCUUAUUGAUCGUGAAAGACGACCUGAUUGUGGGAUUGCGACUUUUGAUUUGGCCACAGAUAGAAUGGAAGAAGAGGAAUCUCUAAGCUGGAUAUUAUCCAAUGAUUUCAAAAUAUAUGCUGCUUUGGAGCUCAUUGGAGAUUCUCUUUGUCUGGUAGUGUCUCCGGAUGAGGUUACAUAUGAUAUGUGGAUGAUGGAGGAAAAUCUGGUGACACAUGCAAAAUUUUGGACGAAAUUGUUCAGAGUUCAAAGUACUGAUGGCAACUUCAACGCCCCUUUGGAUGAUGAAACGAAUCGGGAUGUGAUGUCUCCUGUUUGUUUCACCAGAAACAAUAAAGUUCUGAUUUUUUGGCAUGACAGACAUGAAUAUGCUCUGUAUGACCCCAAUGAUCAAUCAGUUAACAAAGUUGCAGAAUUUGGCAAUCCCAUUGUUCGAUCCUGGCCUGUGAGUCCGUGUGUGGAGAGCUUGGUCACCCUGGGUAGAUGAAUUCAGUCACUCAAUUCUAAUUUUAUUAACAUUAUUAUUUUUUUUCUAGUUUUAUUAUCUUCUUUAAUGUUGGGAGUGUCUGAUAAUAGAAGAGGGUGUGCUAUAGUGUUAAGAAUGCUAUAGUGUUGAGAGUGCUGAGGCUGGGAUGUCAGAAGGCAGUUUGGUUGUUGGAGGAGCUUUAAUAGGCCACAAUGGAUGUGUUAAGGGUGUUCUUUCAGGUGCUAUAAGUUGCAAUGAGAAGGAUGAAACAAUUCUGCCAGCUAUUAUUCUUUGCUGUUGACAAGAACUCUGUGCUUUCAGCUAGUAAAUUUGGCUGUCAAAGGAAUGGUCAUUUUGGUUUUUAUUAUUCAUUAAUUACAAACAAUUGCUCUUGACAGUUCAGUUUUGUCUUAUCUUCAAUGAAUUUGAUGUGUCUUUGGAGUUGCAGGAAGUUGAUACUGUGAAAUUCUGCCAUGUGUGCCAUUGUCAAUAUUCUGUUAGAUUAUUAUGCUAAUCAAGGUGUGUGUGAAGCAGAGGCAAGGCAAGGGAAGCAUGACUCCCAUGAUAAUUGAUUUAUUAUUCCUUGAAUGUCAUUUGCAGAAAGGUGGAUUCUCUUGAUACAGUUCUGAUUUAUUGGUGCUGUUCACGAUUAUACUGCCUGUCUUUGUGCUAUUUUAUCUUCACAAAUGUAUGGAGCGUAGAUUUGUGUGGAUUAGUCUAAUUUCAGCUUUAUCUUUUUGCUUUAUCUUUUUGUACCAGUUGACCUGCAGAUUCUUAUUGGUUUAUUAGGUGUGUUGCUUGUGUUUGCUGCCAUUGUCCUGCAUUUCCGUUUAGUUCAGAGGUUCGAAGUCUGGAGAUACUUCAGGGUUUUGUUUCCAUUUUUUCACAACCUUGGAAGGAGUUGUUGAAGCUUUGCCAGUGGGAAGGUUUUUUUGGUAUUGGCAACCCAAUUCAAUGUUGUAUUUUCUUAUGCUUCUUAUGAAUUUGUUUUAUGAGUUGGCUUUAUGCACUUAG
Rubroshorea leprosula is the source of this 2358-nucleotide messenger RNA. Lineage: Eukaryota; Viridiplantae; Streptophyta; Magnoliopsida; Malvales; Dipterocarpaceae. The record is from the annotation of a GenBank genome assembly.